Messenger RNA from Poecilia latipinna (sailfin molly), 2486 nucleotides. Its product is annotated as extracellular serine/threonine protein kinase FAM20C-like. Gene Ontology annotation, biological process: protein phosphorylation; enamel mineralization. Gene Ontology annotation, cellular component: Golgi apparatus. Lineage: Eukaryota; Metazoa; Chordata; Actinopteri; Cyprinodontiformes; Poeciliidae. Gene Ontology annotation, molecular function: phosphotransferase activity, alcohol group as acceptor. The coding region runs from base 786 to 2465 and encodes 559 amino acids. The transcript has 11 exons. The record is from RefSeq and is a predicted model, not a curated record.
CUUUUAAUUUUAAUUUAUUUUAUGUAGCGUUCAAGCAGUUAACAGUCAUGAUCAGUUGUCCUUACAAAUUGAAGAUGGUGUAUGAUUUUAUCUUCUGACUCGAUAAUGGGAUAAAUCUCAUUAUUUCGUUGAGAUGCAGUCAUCAAAUCAGAUGCUAACUUCAGUGUUGUGUUUUCCUCCUUAAAAAGUGGAGGAGUUUACCACAUUCAUCAUGGUUCAACAUGUUUCCUAUCACAACACUGAGCGGAAAAAAGAUUACCAUGACCUUUAGAAAGAGAUGAAGAGGGAAAAAAAUAAAGCAGGAUUUAAUUUUCUGAUGCUUUUUAAUUUGAAUUUUUAUGUUUUCUAGCUCAAAAUAUGCCAUUUAAACCAAUUUAAUACCCACCAAAGAGGCUUGAUAGCACAUUAUUUAAUAUAAGACUCAUGUAUUUUGUCUCAAAACGUGAUGAUUUGAGAAAAUGAGAGCGUUGGCUAUUACAGAUUGAUAUCAUGAUACAGCCUCAACCUCUUCCUGUUCAUAUUAGCUGACCUGCAUUGAUCGGAGCGGUGUAUCAUCAGCGUUUGGCGCCGGGGUUUUUUUUGUGUGUGCUUUCUUUCCACCUAACCGAGGGUCACGCCGACACAAGUCACCGCGACCCGCCGUUCUCCUCUCUGCUGUUUGCUCUGCAGUGACCACACGAUGACAAACAAACAAUCGGCCUUCCUGGUGUGGCGCGGAUCAAAGUGUAGCUCUGUCACACCGGGGGAAUGAAGAGGAGAGAGGUGGACUUGAAGGGAAAGAAAUCAUGGUGCAUCUAAACCUGAGACAUUCGACUCGCUCCAUCUACCUGGGCCUGGCGUGUGUGUCCUUAACUCUCCACCUUCUUCUGGCCUUGUUUUGCCUCUCCGUCCUCCAGUCCGCCUGUGUCCUUCCCACUUCCUCCUCAUCCUCCGUUCCAAGGAUAGAUCCAGUCUCGCACGCCUCCUCCUCCUCUUCUUCUGCUGCCUCAAAUAAACAAGCCAACAGCCGCCAACACGGCGAUGGUCACAAGCCCAGCGUCGGUGGCACGAUUGACCACGCAGGGAACGACUCGUUCAGCGAGGAUCUGGAGAAGGCGAAGAAACUAAUCGGAGUUGGAAAAGUGAGCAAAAAGGAGAGCAGUCGCUCCAAGCUGGAGGAGCUGUUCAGACAUCCUUUAUACAACCUGCCACGCCCGAAACUGCAGGAAGACGAUUGGCUGCUGAGGCUGAAAACAGAUGCAGAGGCAGAGGAAACUGAACAGGAAGAAAAAUCGAAUCGAGACUCCGUCACUAGCGACAGCGACUGGCAAAGUGCCAGUGAAGAGGAAGGCUAUGAUAAAGUCACCUGGACCAGAGAUGAGGAGACCCACCCUCCCUGGCUGAGGUUCCACCUGGGCAUCUCUCGCUGGGAGCUGUACGACAGGAAAGACCUCAACCUGGCCCAGCUGACUCAUUACUUGGCGACGCAGCGCAUCCUGGGGGCCGUUCAAAAGAAAGGAGGCACCCAGCUGAAGCUGCUCGUAUCGUUCCCAAACUACGGCCAGGCUCUGCUCAAACCCAUGAGACAAUCCAGGGACGCUGAGACGGAUGAAAACCUGUUUUAUUUCUCCGACUUUGAGCGACACAACGCAGAGAUCGCUGCCUUCCAUCUCGACAGAGUGCUGGGCUUUAACAGAAUCCCCCCGGUGGUCGGUCGACUUAUCAACGUCACCACACAGAUCAGAGAGGUCACCACUGACGAGAGGCUCUCCAGGACCUUCUUCACCUCCCCAGCCGGAAACGUGUGUUUCUACGGUAAGUGCGAGUACUACUGCUCAGUGGAGCACCCGGUAUGUGGCCGGCCUCACGCGCUGGAGGUGUCCCUCGCUACCAUGCUGCCCGACCUCAGCCUGGCUCCCCGCAGAUCCUGGAGGUCACCGUGGAGACGGUCCUACAGCCGCACAAAGCUGGCACACUGGGAAAAGGACGCUGCUUACUGUGACACCGUGAAGGAGACGCCUCCGUACAACCGCGGCACCAGACUGGUGGAUCUCAUCGACAUGGCUGUGCUGGACUUCCUCAUGAGCAACAUGGACCGACAUCACUACGAGACGUUUGAGGAAUUUGGCAACGAGACUUUCCUCCUUCACCUGGACAACGGUCGGGCAUUUGGGCGACAUUCUCAGGACGAGCCGUCUAUUUUAGCUCCUUUGGUGCAGUGUUGCAGAAUCCGUCGCUCCACCCUCCUCCGCCUGAGGCUCUUGUCCCGUCCUGACUUUCGUCUGAGUGAUGUCAUGCGGGAGUCGUUGGCCCAGGAUCCGCUCACAGCCGUGGCCCCCCUCCUCUCCGAGCCACACCUGUCUGCUUUGGAUCGACGCCUAGCAACCGUUUUGGCGGCCGUUCAGUCUUGCCAGGACAGGAACGAGGAUGUCGUUUAUAACGAUUUGGAUGAACACGACGAUCAACAGCUUGGGGAAAAUCCGUGACAAUAAAUUAUAUAUUUUCUA